Dibothriocephalus latus is the source of this 1599-nucleotide messenger RNA. NCBI's taxonomy places the organism in Eukaryota, Metazoa, Platyhelminthes, Cestoda, Diphyllobothriidea, Diphyllobothriidae. The record is from the annotation of a GenBank genome assembly.
GAGCUGGGAACAUUCAUUGAUGUUGAACUGAAGCAGAAGAUGGAAGCCAUGCAGGCAGCAGCUACUGCCUUAAUGCAAACAAACGAGGGUGUUCCUGCCUCGGAGGAUUUCAACCGUCAGAUUAAAAGUCAGGUGGAUGCGCUUUUGGAGAAACACGCGGACAUCCUGGAACGACAAAACCUCCUUCGUACCAGAGGAACUACCACCUCCGAACGGCAUUCAAAGCUCAGCGAUAGCAAGGAAGCUCUCAAACAGGCUGUUCGGACAGCAAGCGAGAAGCUGGGUAAAGUGCAGUCGGGUCCAGACUUCUCCAAAUCCCCCGCCAGGAAUCUGGACAGAUCCAAAACUUGGCUGGCCGAUUGCGAAGCAAUAUUCGAUCUUCUGAAUUCCAACCAACAAUACUCAAUCGAACUAGAUGCCCUGUUGUCGGACUUGCGUAGUCACGGAUCUCCAACGCAUGCAGAAGCUGUCGCAGUGCAAGAAGCCUAUCACAAACUGCGCGAGGAAGUUGUUGAUCACCUCGAAUCGGUGCGCUCCUUUGUAUGCAUCUACAAGCAGUUUCAGGAGAACUUGUCCUCCAUGUCUUCGACGCUCGCAAGCCUGGAAGGCAUCACUUCCAGCCGCCGGCCAACGACGGUCAAUUUGGAGGAUUACAGCAGCUUACAGCUGCGCAUCCCUAAACUUGAAGAGGCAAUGCAACGAGAGGAGGCGCUGAGGCAGCAACUGAAGGGCCUUCAGGCCCUGGCCAAUCAGCUUAGCGACCUUGAAAUGCCAAAAUUCUCGAGUGCAUCAACUUCCGCCCAACGGGAAACAGAGGCCAUUGCGAAGAAGGUGGAUGAAUACUUUGAGGCAAUUCGCAGCGACUAUGACAGGGUAAUGGCGCGACUGAGGGAACACAGCGAUCUCGAUUCCAGGCUGACGGCCUUUGAGCAGUGGUUGAAACCACUGGAAGCUCAACUCUCUCAGCAGUCACCUUCUUUGGAAAGUCCCGCCUCCAUGGAAACCCUGCUUCACCGUUGUCAGGCCUCAGCCCUGCAAUACGCCGAGGUCUCCAGCGCUCUGAACUCCGAAGGCCCAACCCAGAUUGCGGAACUGGUGGAGACCGCGGCCAGCGCGCCAGUGGGUGGUUUCAGAGAACGGGCUCUUGCACUCAAGGCCCGUCUAACUGCCGCUAUCAAGUCUGCAGAAGGCAAGGAACAUCAGGUGGAGAAGAACCUGUUCCUGUGGAAGGAGGCCAUCCUGGGAGUGCGGGACAUCACCGCGUCGCUGGAUGCAUUUGAGGAGACCUUGGGGAAAUUGGAGGACCAGGCUGAACAUCCACAACCUCCAGCGUCGACAGUGGCAGAACUUGUCAGCGUCAAACAAAAGAGUUUAGCGUCAAAUAUCCGACAGUUAGAAGAUAUGACUGCCAUGGAGAAGGACGUAGAGAAGAGGCUGGCAGUGCUACGACAGCGCGUCUCCAAACCACCCGAUCGCAUAGAAGACCUGCGGCAGGUGGGCGAACGCCAGAAGGGGAUCAGUGAUCGUCGCCAGCGCCUGCAACGCCAGCUGGGCAAGGAGAUGGAGCUGUGGGGACGUUUUUCUGAGGCCGCUAAGGCC